Messenger RNA from Trichobilharzia regenti, 345 nucleotides. The record is from the annotation of a GenBank genome assembly. Lineage: Eukaryota; Metazoa; Platyhelminthes; Trematoda; Strigeidida; Schistosomatidae.
AUGGAAGAAGUCGAACAUCUUGAGCAACAAGCUGCAUUCAAUAGUAUUGAAGCAUGUGCUCUGGUUAAAGAAAUUAUCACAUCAGUAAUUGGUAAUGCUGAAUACACUUCAAACAUGGUUAAAAAAUGGACUGGUAUAAUUACUGAACAGUCGAUUGCACAAUUAGCAAGAUUGAAUAGACCUUUCAAAUAUAUGGUUUCGUGUGUUUUGAUGCAGAAAAAUGGCGCAGGAUUACAGGCAGCAAGUGCUUGUUAUUGGGAUGCUUCAACUGAUGGUUAUUAUACGCUUAAAUGGGAGAAUAAGAGUAUGUACUGUUUUGUUACAAUAUUUGGAAUGGCAAUAUGA